Hyla sarda is the source of this 1576-nucleotide messenger RNA. RefSeq names its product cytochrome P450 2C5-like. Lineage: Eukaryota; Metazoa; Chordata; Amphibia; Anura; Hylidae. The record is from RefSeq and is a predicted model, not a curated record. The coding region runs from base 1 to 1470 and encodes 489 amino acids. Gene Ontology annotation, cellular component: intracellular membrane-bounded organelle; cytoplasm. The transcript has 9 exons. Gene Ontology annotation, molecular function: oxidoreductase activity, acting on paired donors, with incorporation or reduction of molecular oxygen, reduced flavin or flavoprotein as one donor, and incorporation of one atom of oxygen; iron ion binding; heme binding. Gene Ontology annotation, biological process: xenobiotic metabolic process.
AUGUUGCCCCUCGAUCCAGUUACAGUUCUUUUGUCCAUCAUAACAUGCAUUUUCUUGGCAACUGUUUUACGCAAAGAGAAGAAACAUAAGAAUUAUCCUCCUGGUCCUAAGCCAUGGCCCAUAAUCGGAAAUUUUCUCCCCCUGAACGGCCAAGAAUCUUACUUAUCAUUCAAAGAGCUUGCUAAGAAGUACGGCCAAGUGUUCAGUAUAAAGAUAGGAGUCCAGAAGAUGGUUGUGCUGUGGGGAUAUGACACCGUGAAAGAAGCUCUUCAUGCAGAGGAGUUCUCUGACAGACCGUUUGUGCCUGUUUUGAUGGACUAUUCUAGAGGAUAUGGUCUUAUUUUCUCUAGUGGACAUAACGCUAAAGUCAUGAGACGUUUCUCUCUUUCUACAUUACGUGAGUUCGGUAUGGGGAAAAAAACCAUAGAAGACAAGAUCAAUGAGGAAUCCAGUUGUUUAGUGCAGGCAUUCAAAUCCCAUAACGGUGAACCCUUUGACAACACCAUGAUAAUAAACGCUGCUGUCGCUAAUAACAUUGCCUCCAUAUUACUUGGCCAUCGAUUUGACUAUGAUGAUCCAAAUCUUCAUAGGCUUUUGACAAUAAUGAUGGAUACCACGAGGGUUGGUGAUAGCUCCAUGGCCUUGUGGUACAACGCGUUUCCAUCCCUGAUGCGCUGGAUUCCAGGAAUUCACCAUACUAUUAAAUCAAACAGUGAUGAAUUACGUUCAUUUAUUAGAGAGGUUUUCAGAAAACGAAGGGAUGAACUGGAUGUCAAUGACCAGAGGAAUCUCAUAGAUCGUUUUCUUGUCAAACAGAAAGAGGAGGAACCUAAUCCCGAGUUAUACUUUCAUGAUGAAAACUUAACCUCUCUGGUAUCGGACAUGUUCAGUGCUGGAAUGGAGACAACGUCGAGCACAUUAAGUUGGGGCCUUCUAUUAAUGAUGAAGUAUCCUGAAGUUCAAAAAAAUGUUCGAAAAGAAAUUAAAGAAAUCAUCGGUUCAGCCGAGCCUCAGAUGGUGCACCGCCCACAAAUGCCAUACACGGACGCUGUUAUCCAUGAGAUUCAGAGAUUCGCCAAUGUUGUGCCAACUAAUGUCGCACAUAUGACUACUCAAGAUGUCACCCUGAAGGGCUUCUUCCUACCAAAGGGAACUUACAUCAUUCCAUCACUGACAUCAGUCUUACGAGACACCAAAUACUUCAAAAAACCUGAUGAAUUUUACCCUCAACAUUUUCUGGACUCUGAUGGAAACUUUGUCAAAAAUGAGGCCUGCAUACCAUUUUCUACAGGGAAGAGAAGUUGUGUUGGGGAGAACUUGGGUAAAAUGGAGCUUUUCCUCGUCUUUACUAAGCUGCUACAGAACUUCACAUUCAAGGCUCCUCCUGAAGCAAAGUUGGAUCUCACCGCUGCCGUUGGCUUAGUCUUACACCCACAGAAGCAUGAGAUCUGUGCAAUUCCUUGCAAUUAAUGGACAUUGUGAAAAGGUUUAAGUCCCGAAGGUUUCCGAUAUAUAGUGUACCUUUAACAUAUACCAGUAAUCACAUUACCAACAUACAGAUAAGACCCACAAUAAA